UUUUAUCUAAUCUUUCUUUUUCAAGAAAAAUGAAGAUGUGAAGAAAAGACUUCUCUUUAUCUAUAAAUGGGAAUGAAACCUUUCCUUUCUUGAACACAAACACAAAUACCUAUCUCUGUGUGUCUGCUCUCUUCUCUUUACUGUGCAGCUUCUACGUUCUCUAAUUGGCUAGCUUUUGGUUCCUUUGAUCCGACCUAACUCGAGCCAAAGUUCGUCAAAGCUGACCCAGGGCUAGCUAGGAAUGGCUAGAGAGAAGAUCAAGAUCAAGAAGAUUGACAACAUUACUGCGAGGCAAGUGACUUUUUCUAAGAGGAGACGAGGGCUUUUCAAGAAAGCUCAAGAGCUUUCUGUUCUUUGUGAUGCUGAGGUUGCUCUCAUAAUUUUCUCUGCAACUGGCAAGCUAUUUGAGUAUUGCAGCUCCAGUAUGAGGGAGACACUUGCGAGGUAUUAUCUGCAUUCCAAUAAGCUCGACAAGCUUGACCGACCAUCUCUUGAAUUGGAGCUACAGAAUAGCAAUCGCAUGCUGUUGAGCAAGGAAGUCGCUGAAAAGACUCAUCAGCUAAGGCAGAUGAGGGGAGAGGAUCUGCAAGGAUUAAACAUAGAGGAAUUGCAGCAGUUGGAAAAAAUGCUUGAAGUUGGACUUAGCCGUGUCCUUGAAACUAAGGGAGAUAAGAUCAUGAAUGAGAUAUCUGCACUCGAAAAGAAGGGAGCUCUACUGCUAGAAGAGAAUAAACAGCUAAAAGAGAAGAUGAUGACAUUGUGCAAGGGAAAAAGGCCAGUUAUUUUGGAGUCCGAUGUGGCCAUCCAGCAGGAAGAAGGCGUGUCAUCGGAAUCCGCCACAAAUGUAUGCAGCUGCAGCAGUGGCCCUCCUCUUGAAGAUGAUAGCUCCGAUACUUCACUCAAACUAGGGCUGCCCUUUUGAAGAUGGUGGGGAGAUUAUAAAGUAGGUUUUAAGUGUGAGGAAUAAAGCAAGGUCCUCAUAAUUUGGAGAUAGUCUUUAAGAAAAAGAAAAAAAAAAUAUUUACUUCAUGUGGUAUGAUGCUUUUGCAAGUGAAAAAACUUGGAUUGUAUUCACUUAUGUUGUCUUUUUUAUUAUGGGUUUGUCCAUGCUCUUACAUUACUACUGGGCUUUGUGUAGAGAAUCAAAAUUGAGUUAAGAAUGCUAGCUAAACCUUCUUGUUUGAGUUUC
Molecule: messenger RNA, 1189 nt
Organism: Manihot esculenta (cassava)
Lineage: Eukaryota; Viridiplantae; Streptophyta; Magnoliopsida; Malpighiales; Euphorbiaceae
Product: MADS-box protein JOINTLESS
Exons: 9
Coding region: 242-922 (226 amino acids)
Biological process (GO): positive regulation of transcription by RNA polymerase II
Cellular component (GO): nucleus
Molecular function (GO): DNA-binding transcription factor activity, RNA polymerase II-specific; protein dimerization activity; RNA polymerase II cis-regulatory region sequence-specific DNA binding
Source: RefSeq, a predicted model, not a curated record